Molecule: messenger RNA, 527 nt
Organism: Folsomia candida
Lineage: Eukaryota; Metazoa; Arthropoda; Collembola; Entomobryomorpha; Isotomidae
Exons: 2
Coding region: 59-424 (121 amino acids)
Source: RefSeq, a predicted model, not a curated record
UCCAUCAAUAUCUAAUCAGUUUGGAUUUUUUUGUGAACAUUUAAGUUUAAUUUACAAAAUGUCUCGAUUCGCAGUCUGGACGAUUCUUCUCCUCGGUUUGGCAACAUUCCUGUCCCAAUCGGAACAAGUACUUGGUCAAGACGAUAACGGUGACGACGAGGCCGAUAACGAUGUUGACAAUGAUCUCGGGGAAGACGAUGCAGGUGAAGAUGAGCAAUCCGAAGAGCGAGAAAAACGCCAAUUUCGCCCCUCAUUUUGUGACACGUGUUUAGCCCAGCAGCGACGAGGUUUGAGGGUGGGUUGCAUUGGGUGUGGCUCGUUCAACAAUAAUAACAAUCGGAGAGAUUCCUAUGCCUGCCAAUCCUGUCUGGCGCAACAGAGGCGAGGCUUGUAUAUUAGGUGCCAGCCUGCCUGCGGAUCCUAAAAGAACUGCCUGUUGUUCAUAAUUCGGAUUAUGAAUUUGUAUAAAAUUGUGAGAAAAAAACUUGCGAAAUAAAUUUUCAUUCAGAAUUUUAGACAGAAUUAAA